GUUGGGCCGGACACGACAACGACAACAACAACACAACGGCCAACGACGACGACGACGAUGCUGAGGAGGAGUGAGGGCUCGGCUUCGCCCAGCGCUCACGCACUGGCUGCCGCUCCCAUGGCCACCACCACUCCGCCCCCAAAACUACCUUCACCACUACCGCAGCCUUCCGUGUCUCCUGCCGCCCACCUCCACGUCUCCUCCAGAACCCACACUCCUUCGCAAGCCUCGCAAGCCUCGCAAGCCUCCGCUCCUGAUACCAUUACAUCUGCUGUCCAUGACCUCUCCGUAGAGCCUCCGUCCCGGCUCUACACCCCUCCCAGGUCGUCUUCGCCCCUCUCCAAACAGUCGCAUUCAACCAUGGGAAACCGGCCGGGCCAUACUCACGAUCAGAAUGACCACCUACAAGCUUCUCCCCACCGGCCUCAGUUGCCCAUAACAAUGUCCGCCCCGGCUGGUCGUCUUCCUCGCCUUCUCCCUGCAGACCUCUCCUCGUACUCCGAUGCGUACCUGCCCACCGCAGCUAUACCCACCUCUGCGACUUCGCUUGCAGAGCUUGCUCACUUGAUACGUCUCCAGGGUUACCAGGAGCAACGCAAAGCCCAUUCCCGAGUCCGUUUACACAGAUGGCUGGUUUCGAGUGCCCUCUCCGCUCGCCUGGUGCAUUGCGGGGAGCUCGCCUACCGUACAUUAGUCGAUAAUUUCAGGUCUGAUGACAAGAAGAGCUUUGCUACUUUGUACAAUGCAAUCAACGAUGUGCGCAAUUCAUGCGAUGCUACGCGCCGCUACGCUCUGCUGGAACCCGACCUCGAACUGGGCAAACCCUCUAAAAACGUCAAGUUUGACAAGUUUUCUCCUUCUUUUUCUACCUUUCUCAAUGAUGUUCCGUCCAAGAUUUUGGACGAUUUGCUAGGUUUUAUUUCCGAAAUCAGGACCAACCCUGAUUUCCUCGCUGCCCGUAUCAAUAGUCUUUCUCAGCAAGAACUCGCUUCGCUUACUUCGUUUCGUCAAGCCUUGGAUCCUAUAGACUCUGUCAUGGCCAUACAAGCCCGCGGCAAGGCAGUUGGUACACAGAAGCCGGCUUCUCACGGCCCCAGCCCCGUGGAACGCCUUCUUUCUUUCCAAAGACAUGAUCCUUUCGCCGCGUUGAUCUAUACCAUCUUUGCUAAUUCUUCUGGUCCGGACUCUGCUGAAGACUUGCGCCGUACCGAUGCCUGGGCCACCACUUGUGCUAGACUAAUCAUGGAAUCAAAGCAAGGAACAGAAAAGUUCGUCAAAUCCGUUCUGGACGUCUGGGCUGGUAUGCGAGAGUGGCCCGGGAAAACCAACCUCGAGCUCUAUCUCAUGCAGAUGCUUCAAGACGGCCAAUUUCUGCUGGAAAAAGCCGAGGAACAGUCCGCCCGCGGGACCGCGCCAGCCGUUCCGAGCACCAAGGACACUAUCGCAGCCGACGAGUUCUUUGACCGGGCAGUGAAGCGCCUUUUUGAAGUUGUUGAUGACGAGCCUAGUGCCGGUGGCAUUCCCGAAGGUGUGCUGGAGAUUGGCAAUGCUAUUUUGCGCAAAUUGGACGAGACCAAGAACCUCCGCAAAGGAGCACAAAACUUUUUCGUUUCUCGUUGGUUGUUUUCUACGUUUUUGCUAAACGCAAUCAUUCAUCCCGAGGCACGUGACUUUCCCAGCCUUCAACUGUUCAUUUACUAAUACCU
Molecule: messenger RNA, 1706 nt
Organism: Periconia digitata
Lineage: Eukaryota; Fungi; Ascomycota; Dothideomycetes; Pleosporales; Periconiaceae
Source: the annotation of a GenBank genome assembly